This is a messenger RNA of Frankliniella occidentalis (western flower thrips), 1704 nucleotides long. RefSeq names its product gastric triacylglycerol lipase-like. Lineage: Eukaryota; Metazoa; Arthropoda; Insecta; Thysanoptera; Thripidae. The coding region runs from base 305 to 1612 and encodes 435 amino acids. Gene Ontology annotation, biological process: lipid metabolic process. Gene Ontology annotation, molecular function: hydrolase activity, acting on ester bonds. The transcript is spliced from 9 exons. The record is from RefSeq and is a predicted model, not a curated record.
UAUCUCAAAGACAGUAUAAAAGUGUUCAGCUCGCGCGAGUGCGAGAGCAGUCACCGACCUCAGCGAAUGUCUGUGUUCGCACACUUCGCGCGAGGAAAGCAAGCAGUGAUAGCACGUCUCUUUGAAGACGGGUGAACUAUCAGUCGCGCAUCUACAACGCGGAGGGCAUUCGUUCACUUUGGAUUCCCCGUGUCAAGAGGUCGGUCGCGCUUGCGAUCGCCUAGCAGGUAGGCCCGCCUGCCCCACAUCCACGCGCCGUUUGGCCUACCUCGCGCCUGCCAGUGCCACCCGCUGCGCUGCCGAGAUGGCGGUCGCCGUGAAGGCCUUGCUGGCCUCGCUGUUGCUGGACGCUGCGCUGGCCUCGCUUCUGGGACCUGACCAAACCGUCCCAGCGAUGGACCCGCAGUGGAUCGUGGACCUGGUCGGGGCGCCUCUCCCCGGCCUCAGAGCAGCGGCGGUGUCCAGAGACUUCGACCCCCUGCUGGACCUGGAUCCGGUGGAGCUCUCGCGGUACUGGGGCUACGACGCGGAGCUGCAUCAUGUGACCACGGACGACGGCUACAUCCUGGGCAUCCACCGCGUCAGGAACACCACGGCCGCGAGCGAGGCCCCGGGUGCGAAGCAGCCCGUCGUCGUCAUGGGGCACCCUCUGCUGUCCAGCUCAGCCGAGUAUCUCGUCCUGGGCCCCGGCAAGGCACUAGCUUACAUGCUGGCCGAUGAGGGUUUCGACGUGUGGCUGCAGAACGUGCGCGGAAACACCUACUCGCUGAACCACACGACGCUCAGCACCAAGGAGGCUGCCUUCUGGGACUUUUCGUACGACGAGCACGGCACGCAGGACCUGCCGGCGCUGAUCCAGUACGCGAUGCAAGAGACGGGCCAGCAAGAGGUGCAGUACGUGGGCUUCUCCAUGGGCACUACCAGCAUGUUCAUCAUGGGCGCGGAACGCCCCGACGUGGCUAAGCACGUCAAGCUGUACACCGGAUUCGCCCCGGUCGCCGAGGACAGCAACGCCCGAUCCGCGGCUUGGCGAGGCGUGCUAGAGUCCAUCCCGGUGUUAAAGCUGGCCGCGGCCCCGCUGGGCGUGUAUUGGAUCCUGCCCAGCACGCCGGAGCUGCGCGCGACCGGGGAGACCCUCUGCGCCGACGGCGCCCUGCUCACGCAACCCGCGUGCGUGGCGAUCGAAAACGCCUUUAGCGGCCGCGACGACAAGCAGAACAACGCGACGCUGUAUCCGUACAUCCUCUCGCGGUUCCCGGCCGGAACGUCGUUCAAAAAUUUGGACCACUUCAGACAGGGCCUGGCACCCGGCUUCCAUAAGUACGAUUACGGGACAAUCCAGAACCUCGCGCAUUACGGUCAGCUGACGGCGCCCAGCUACAACCUGAGCAACGUCUUCAUCCCCACCAGGCUAUACUACGGGCCGAAUGACCUGGUGGUAGACGCGCAGGACGUCCUGUCGACGUGCGCCCAGCUUUCCAACGUGCUGAGCUGCGAGGCCGUUGAUGAUCCGGAGUGGACACACAUGAAUUUCGUCUGGGCGAAACAGGCACCCGAGCUCGUCUACAGAAAAGCCAUCGCCAGGAUGAAGGAGGCCGUAUCUUCGGCGUAAUCGUCCGCCGCUCUAAAAUGGAAGCAGAGUUGUAUAUGUGCUAGAGACCUUAAUGUGAACUAAGCAAUAAAUGUUCUUCAUUCUGACGAAAA